AUGGCCACCCAGGCACCGUCUGCCCCGAGCUCACACAGCAAACCCUGCUCGCACUGCGGCGCGCUCCGCGACGUUCUGGUCCGCUGCCAGAUCGACGAGUCCCGCGCCUGGGUCUUCAUCUGUCCCGGAAGGUGCUGGCGCGAGCUGAGCGGCGGCGAGAUUGACGGCGACGACGAGCAUCCUCAUUACCGCUACGGCGGCAUGUGGAAGAACAAGCACGACGCCGUAAGCGCCAAGAAAAAGAAGAAGACGCAGAGGGACCGCCCUCGGGAAUGGCGGAGUAGCGACCACGGAGAUGCAACGCAGGACGGAGCAGCAGAUAAGAACAAGUAUACGCGUAAUGACCGUGUGACGUGGGACGGGAAACUCUGGACGUGCAGAAAGACCCAUUUUGCCCAGGAGGCCAACACUCCGGACAAGGAGGUUGGUCUUUGGAAAGAAGAGGGACCGGUCAGCGCCGAUUAA
This is a messenger RNA of Lasiodiplodia theobromae, 465 nucleotides long. RefSeq lists its product as uncharacterized. The record is from RefSeq and is a predicted model, not a curated record. NCBI's taxonomy places the organism in Eukaryota, Fungi, Ascomycota, Dothideomycetes, Botryosphaeriales, Botryosphaeriaceae. The transcript has a single exon. Gene Ontology annotation, biological process: carbohydrate metabolic process. Bases 1 to 465 code for a protein of 154 amino acids. Gene Ontology annotation, molecular function: hydrolase activity, hydrolyzing O-glycosyl compounds; carbohydrate binding. Gene Ontology annotation, cellular component: extracellular region.